ACGUUUAAAUAAUAUAAACAGUACAAUUGUGAUGUUAGUUUAAUCGUUCCUAUCAUCCGAAACCUAGCUGUUAUUCUACAUUUAAAAUAGGGGGUUUGUUGUAAUAAUGUAUUGGGGUUGCAUAUUCGCUGAUUGCAAGAAUAUGCCCCAAGGUGAAAGUAUUCUUCAUAGUUCUUUGAUUUCUAAAAGAAGUUGAAGAAAUGACAGCUGUGUCGUGCAUAAAAUUGUUUGUUGCAUUGUUUUAAAAAGUGAGCAUUGAAGUUAAACGUGUUUAUUGCUGUUGUUUGUCCCUGAAGUAUGAGAAAAAAAUGAGUUUGGAAGAAGAGAAGCAAAGUUUAGAGUUUAUAGAAGAUCCAUACUUUAAUCCAGAUGAUAGUACUUCAACCCCAAGUCUAGAUGAACUCGAAAAUAUUGAAUAUUUAACUGAUAGUGACGUUUAUGACAAUGAAUUAGAUCUGUUUGAUUUACGAACUAUAGAUUUUGAUGACAUUAAUUUCUCAUCAUUAGGUGUUAUUGAUGAAUCUGUUAAUGUCGAAGCAGAAUUCUUUAAUGUUAAACGUGCUAAUGCAAUUAUCAGAGCUUUUUUUAAAAAGGGUUUUAAAAGGCAUGUGCGUGUAACAUAUUGUGAUCUUACAAAACCUUACUUAGCCAAGUUUCCUAAAGACAGCAAUUUUAGAAAAUAUUUAGAUAUUAGCCUUAAUGAAGACGUUGCAUCCGCUAGUGGGGAUAACUUAGCAGAUAGUGUUUCAAAUUUGUCUCUGGAAGAACAGGAGCAGCAAAAGGAAGCGUGGAAAAAAGAAUUAGCUCAAGUUGAAGAUGAAAUAACUACCCUUAGAACUGUACUUGCCUCCAAAAUGAGAAGAAGUGCAGAAUUAAAGCGAUUGCUUGGAAUUACCGUUUGGAAAGAAAUUUCCGACGAUAUGAACCAAGGCAUUAAAAACGUAAAAGAAAGUAACGUUUACCAAACUGUUGAACAAAAGGUGGAACAGGUUGCUAAGGCUGUUACAGAUGCUCCAUUAUACCAAAAGACUUCUUCAGUUAUUGGUGGAAUAACUGGAAGCAUCACCAAUAAAUUGGGUCAAAUGCGUCAUUCCGAAUCAUUUCGUUCUAUAGAAGAGAAAGUGGAAUCGGCAUUUGAAAAUGUUAAGACCAAGGUUGCAUCUCGUUCGAGCUCCAUGCAGAGCCUAGAUGACCAGCCAAAGUCUCGAUCAGGAUCCAUAGUAACAACGCCAAUUGCUGAAGAAAAACCAAUCGCUUAGAGUGUACAGCGCAAUGCUGCCUUUGUUCUAACUAAAGUUGUUUUUUGUAUACAAAAACAAGGCCGCCUUAACUACUAAUGAAUGUGUAUCUGGAUGAUAUUAGCUUUUUAAAUGUUUUUUAAGGGCUUUGGAAGGUGCGCAGGCAGUUCCAAUUAUUUAUCAACUUACGAAUUAAAAUAGCUGAUCAUAUAAAUAAUAUAAAUCCAUAUUGACUUCGUAAUGGUUAUUUUUGUAAGAAUAUAAUAAAUUUCAGCACUUAAAGAAUCAUAUAAUAAAUUAUUGUACUUAUAGUUACGUACUUUUGCCUGAAGUUAUUAUUUAAUGUAUAAUAAUAGCAUACAAUAUUUUAUUAUAUUUUAUGUAAGUAAUUAAGUACCAAGAAAAUCUUUGUUAGUAA
Agrilus planipennis (emerald ash borer) is the source of this 1656-nucleotide messenger RNA. RefSeq lists its product as uncharacterized. The transcript has 5 exons. The record is from RefSeq and is a predicted model, not a curated record. The coding region runs from base 309 to 1259 and encodes 316 amino acids. Gene Ontology annotation, cellular component: cytoplasm. Lineage: Eukaryota; Metazoa; Arthropoda; Insecta; Coleoptera; Buprestidae.